UCCAUCUUCCCCCACUCUUUUCCCACCUUUUCUUUAAAUAUCAUCACUUUGCUUCAACACAUACACACAUUCACCAACAACAACAAAUGAAAAUCAAAUGGUCUUCUUGUAAACAUCCCAAGACUCAUUCAUUCCGAGAAGACAUCUACAAGACGGUCAACUCCGUGUUUUUCGACCAGGUCGAAACGCCCAGGUCGGGGUGCACCAACUCCUCCGAAACCACGACGAGUUUGAACAUCUCAACGGAUGAUCAAUCCGAGGAUAACCUCGAUUUGGAGGUCAUCGUUCGCGGUGCAAGGUCCGAGAGACUGUUUUUCGAGGGUGGCGACACGAAUUCUAUACUAGACAAGGCGAAACCCGGGGAGUUUCCAUUCAAACAAAGCGUUGUGGUGGCAAUGGAGUCGGAUGAUCCUUACGUUGAUUUCAAGGCAUCAAUGGAGGAGAUGUUGCGGUCUGAUGAUCAGCAUUGGGAUUGCUUGGAGGAGCUGUUGAUUUGGUAUUUGAAGCUUAAUGGGAAGAAAAAUCAUGGGUUUAUACUCUCUGCAUUUAUUGAUCUGCUUCUUGGAAUUGGAUCAUCCUCACCACAUACUACUUUUUCUUCUGCUCUUUCUUCUUUUUCUUCCUCCUCAUUUUCAUAAAUUAGGAUUGAUAUGUAUUUUUGCGAAAAUGUGGAGGGUUUUUUUGUACUUUUUAUCUUUUUUUUUUAUAUAUGUACAUAUUAAUUAGUAGGAAAAUUGUUUAUUUGCUACAUUACUUAUUCAGCCACAUGUAAUAUGUUUUCUAUAAUUUUAGCAACAAAUUGCAUCCAAUCUUA
Mercurialis annua (annual mercury) is the source of this 814-nucleotide messenger RNA. RefSeq names its product transcription repressor OFP13. The record is from RefSeq and is a predicted model, not a curated record. Lineage: Eukaryota; Viridiplantae; Streptophyta; Magnoliopsida; Malpighiales; Euphorbiaceae. The transcript has a single exon. Gene Ontology annotation, biological process: negative regulation of DNA-templated transcription. Bases 87 to 638 code for a protein of 183 amino acids.